UCCUGCGGGUAAACGUAAAAUGGCUGCGCGCACAUUGCCGGUUACGGCGUGAAGGUGUUUUGACAUCUUCUUCUGCGGCCUGACGGCAUAGUGUUGGACAGGCAGUUAGACUGACAACGCUCCAGGCGGAAGGACAAGAUGUCCAAGAUCUCGCGAGCAGCAAAAGUAGUGAAGAAUAUGGAGGCAGGGAAUGUGAUUCGUUCCAUCCUGCGAUCAGGCCAGGCAGCCCCCGGACCCCCACUAGGACCUGUGCUAGGACAAAGAGGAAUCCCCAUUGGUCAGUUCUGCAAAGAGUUCAAUGAGAAAACCAAGGAUCUGAAGGAGGGCAUCCCUCUGCCCAUCAGGAUCCAUGUCAAGCCGGAUCGGACAUAUGAUCUGAAAAUCGGACAGCCCACGGUGUCAUACUUCCUCAAAGCUGCAGCAGGCAUCGAGAAGGGAGCCGGCAGGACAGGCCAUGAGAUAGCAGGCAUGGUGUCUCUGAGGGCAGUGUACGAGAUUGCCAAGAUUAAAGCCACAGAUGAGUGCUUCAGGAUUCGGAAUACCUCCCUGCAGUCGGUGGUAAAGAGCAUUAUAGGCUCUGCUAACUCACUGGGCAUCAAAGUCGUCGACAAUCUUUCAGCAGAGGAGUAUGCUGCAUUUCUGAAGGAGAAGGAGGAGAAGCUGAAGGCUGAGCAGGAAGCAGCAGCGGCAGCAGAAGUUGCUAUAGGGAAGAAGAAAUAAACAGUCUCUCUCUCUCUCUCUCUCUCUCUCUCUCUCUCUCUCUCUCUUUUUCUACUGACACUCUUCAUACAUAAACGCACUCUCUCUCCCUCCACCAACAAUAAAUUACAUUUCAGUGUGAUGUUUUUUCUGCAGUUCUUGUAAUGUUCAAAUAUUUAGUUAGAAUAAUUUUUCUUAAAUAGUGAAAUUAUGGUCCUGAGUUAUACAGUCCCCUCAGAAACAAACCUUUUUGAUGUGCUGCACUUUCUGAAAUUCUUGGGGGAAAAAUGGCAAUUUUUUUUUUUUUUUAAGAGUCUUUCAUAAGUAAAUUUACCACAGAUUAUGUUGAACUUUUUUGAAUACAUUAACUUUU
Messenger RNA from Megalops cyprinoides (Indo-Pacific tarpon), 1072 nucleotides. RefSeq names its product mitochondrial ribosomal protein L11 (gene mrpl11). Gene Ontology annotation, biological process: translation. The transcript has 6 exons. Bases 139 to 720 code for a protein of 193 amino acids. NCBI's taxonomy places the organism in Eukaryota, Metazoa, Chordata, Actinopteri, Elopiformes, Megalopidae. Gene Ontology annotation, cellular component: ribosome; mitochondrial large ribosomal subunit. Gene Ontology annotation, molecular function: structural constituent of ribosome; large ribosomal subunit rRNA binding. The record is from RefSeq and is a predicted model, not a curated record.